UCUCCCUCUCUCCCCCCCUUCCCCAUACACUCUCUAGAGUCUAGCAAUGGCCGACAACUUCUCCUCGUGUAUAAUAGGAGCCAUGGAUCGUCUUUGGUUUCACCAAACUAUUCUUCACUCACAACCCUUUUCACUAUUUCCCAAUAAAACCCUUAAGCCACAGCAGCCCUACUCGGAAUCUCCAUUAUCAAGCCGAUCGGAAUCAUCUCUUGCAGAAAAGAAUAUACCAGCCUCUUUUUGCCCCGUCCCUGACCCUGAACCAUUAACUCCAUCGGAAGAAGAAGAAAAGUGGAGGAAAGAGCUAGAAGAGGGAGUGUUAGCUCCAGAAGCCUUUCACAUUCUUCAUCCCCAUCAGCUCAAAAGAAUCAAAGGAAUCACAUUCACAGGCAUUCAACUUCAUGUGCACUAGGGGGUAAACUGAAGAAAUCCACGAGUUGUAAGAGCUUGAAAGAUUUAGAACUGGAAGAAGUAAAAGGGUUCAUGGAUCUGGGUUUCAUAUUCAAGAAAGAACAUUUAGAUUCAAGAAUGAUUAACGUCGUCCCCGGCUUGCUCAGGCUCGGAUUUUUCGAAACCGAAUCGAAUCCCGGUGCCGAUCAUGAACUGCGUAACG
This is a messenger RNA of Hibiscus syriacus, 610 nucleotides long. RefSeq lists its product as uncharacterized. Bases 47 to 409 code for a protein of 120 amino acids. Lineage: Eukaryota; Viridiplantae; Streptophyta; Magnoliopsida; Malvales; Malvaceae. The transcript has 2 exons. The record is from RefSeq and is a predicted model, not a curated record.